UAUUAACCCUAAUGAUUUUAUUCUUUUACAUUGUCUAUGUACAGAACAGUGUUGUAUGUGAAUAAUAACAGUUUCAUUUCUUUCCAGUUUUUAAACCUAUUAUGUCUUCCUGAUGCCACUGCACUUCUUAGAUUCUCCAGUAAAUUGCUGAAUGGAUAGUUGAUAUUUUUGUCGUGUUUCCAAACUCAGGGAGAAAAUACUGAUAUGUCACUAUUAAGUAUGGUAUUUACCAUGAUUUUUUGUGUGUGUGCAUAUGCUUACCACCAUUAGAGAGUUGCUUUCUUUUCUAAGUUACUGAUGGUUUUUGUCAUGAAUAAAUGUUAAACAUUGACCCAUCUAUGAAAAUAAUCCUGUGGUGUUUCCCUGUUUUUUUUUUUUACUUUUUGUUAAUGUGGUACAUUACAUUUAUUGAUUUUCAAAUGUGAAAUCAAUCUCGCCUUUCUGCAAUAUGUUUGACAAUGGUUGAUGUACGUUGUUUUUAAGUAUUCUUGCAUUUUGUUCGCUAAACUUUUGUUUAGAAUUCUUGUGUUUAAAUUCAGGGUGAUCUUGGCUUGUAGUUUUGGCUUGAUCUUGUCAUUUACUUUUUUUCUAAAGUCCUUGUCAGAUGUUGUUACCAGGUUUGUAUCAAUCUCCUAAAAUGAGGACAAAGAAAAGGAAUCCCUUUUUCUAACAACGGUUGAUACAAAUUGAUUCAUAAUCUUCAAAGAGUUAAUAAUAGUUUAAUCUACAUUUGGUUGAUGGUCGCUGCCUUUUCUGCAAUCAUUCUCAUUGAUUUUGAUUAAACUAUCUUCCUUCUUUUUAACUUAGCAUGCAUUAAAAAUAGGUUUCUUUUCAUGAGAACAGAGUGUUUCUUGGGGCUUGGUAAAUUUUGGCUCAUGAUUAAACGUCAAAUUAAUGGUUCACAUUCUUGGUUGGAUACACAUAUGCAGACUGUUUGCCAUUUGGUGGUUGUUAGAUUUUUGUCAUGAGUGGGAGGCGUUCAUUGAUAUAUUUCAGGAAACCAUGACCCAUAAAGGAGAGAAGGUGGCUGUAGAACCUGAAAAUGUGUUUGAACGUCCCAGGGAAUCUGACAGUCCUUCAUAUCAGAAAAGGCAGAAGAUGGCCCUGUCGGCACGGACAGAAGGAGCAGGAGACGGUGGUAUUGGACGCUCUGCCAUGUCUACGGAAAAGGAAUAUGAAAAAAUCUUCAAAUUGCUUGAAGGAGUGCAAGGACCUAUAGAAAUCAAAAAACAAUUUUUUGAAUCCAACAUCAAGGAAGCAGCAAGGUAUAUGAGAGGAGACUUAAUUCCACACCUUGAGAAGAAACUGGAAGAAAUGACGUCUGGCUACUUGUCCAAGAAGGAACAUCAGACCCUAAAUGCAUAAUCUCUUUAAUGAUUGAGGUGGAAAGAGAAUCAAAUUGCUGUUUUUUACAAUAGAGUAGGAUAUGGCUGAAGCCUCCUAGCAUGUGUUAGUGAAUAAAAUGGCCUCCCAGAGGCUAAGAAAUUUCUGUCAGUAAACAUUGGUCUUUUUCCCUAAGCAUUUCAUUUGAAAGGAUAACUUAUUUGUUGGUUUGUUGAUUUUCCCACCUGUGCUGGCAGACAUUAUUGACCCAUCAAGUAAAUACUAUUACAGCGGUGGUUUCUGCAGCAGCCAACAUUUGUUGUAACUGGUAUUUAUAACUGCCUUCUUUCACUACCCAUUUCUCUUUCCCUUUGCCCUGGCGAAAGCAUGUCAGCUGCUCAUGGUGCUUGGUCUGGCAGAAUGACUCAAACCUUCAUUACUGAACAGUCUGAACCAUUAGAUGUCCUGCCUAGAUGGGGUUGCUUACCAUAGGUGAGAAUGAAAAUCCAUAUCCAGAAUAAGUGUCCAUUUGAGCAAAUCAAAGUGAUGACCCUUCAAUUGUGGAAGCAGAUUCAAGAAAUCACAGUGCUAUCUGGAAGCGGACAGACCACUCUGGGACAUGGUUUCAUGUUGGGUACUCAGUGUUGGUCUCUGCUGCUGGCAGAUUGAAUAGUGAGCAGUGGCUGUACUGACAUGGACCUGGGAAAUGAAAGUUGAUAUUACCAAGACCAUGGAUAACCUCUAUCUCAACCACCAUAAUCAUGAUGCACGGUUACUGUUUAUAAGAUGGAAGGGUGCACCUAAGGAAGUCUGGAGGUGAUUGAUGAUAGCAUCUGGAAACCAAAGGAAGAGGUUGAGCUGUGAGGUAAGUGCAUUUUAUGUCAACCCCACUUGUAUAUCCCACUGAUACUCAGUUUCUAGGAAAUUAUCCCAUAAAGCAGGAGAAUACACCAUAUAAUGAUCUAAAUCCCCCCCAAAUUGGGACCAGGAAAGAUAAUUCAACAAAAUCACCUUAUUCCCUUCAUGAUACUACACAUGCAUAUGGAAACCAAGGAGGACACGGCAACUAAUGAAAAAACACACACAGAUGCCUGGUAAUCAUCGCUGGGAUGCCAGCUCCUGCCGUACUCUUAAGCCCUGAUAGAACAUUUCACGAGACCUUCUCCAUUUGUGUUUGGCCAUUCUUCCUCUGCUCUUCACGGACAUUGUGAUUCAUGAUAGAAUGUGGAAACCAAAUGAAGAGGUUGAACUGUGAGUUAAGUGCAUUAUGUCAACCCCACAGGCAUAUCCUUCUGAUGGUCAGUUUCUGUAAAAUUACCCAAGAAUGCAGGAGAGCAUAUGCCAGGCAGCCAUUUGAUACCCCUCAAAUUGAGGCUAGAAAAACUAUACAACAAACCAACCUUCUACCCUUCAUGAAAAUGUGCCUGCUUAUGGAAACCAAGUAGGACGGAACAACUAAGAAGCAGACAUACACAGAUCCUGGUCCUCGUGGAUGAAACUCCAGCUGCCACCAUAUCACCAAGCCAUGGUGGACCAGUUGAUAAGACGUUAUCAUUUUGGGGUUAGCGGGUUUCCAUCCUCUGUUCAAAGGAAGAGGUUGAGCUGUGAGGUAAGUGCAUUAUGACAACCCCACUUGUAUAUCCCACUGAUGCUCAGUUUCUAGGAAAUCGUCCCAUGAAACUGGAGGAUAUGCCAGGUGGCCAUCUGAAAACCCUCAAAUGGAGCUCACAAUAGAUAAUAAAACAGAACACCUUUUUCCCUUCAUUACAGUAUGCGUACAUAUGGAAACCAAGCAGGA
Callithrix jacchus (white-tufted-ear marmoset) is the source of this 3121-nucleotide messenger RNA. The record is from RefSeq and is a predicted model, not a curated record. Lineage: Eukaryota; Metazoa; Chordata; Mammalia; Primates; Cebidae.